Molecule: messenger RNA, 2810 nt
Organism: Paramormyrops kingsleyae
Lineage: Eukaryota; Metazoa; Chordata; Actinopteri; Osteoglossiformes; Mormyridae
Gene: slc6a6b
Product: solute carrier family 6 member 6b
Biological process (GO): neurotransmitter transport; amino acid transport; sodium ion transmembrane transport
Cellular component (GO): cell projection; plasma membrane
Molecular function (GO): taurine:sodium symporter activity; gamma-aminobutyric acid:sodium:chloride symporter activity
Source: RefSeq, a predicted model, not a curated record
CCCAUUUUAAGAGACAAAGGUCAGAAAGAAAGCCUUAUAAAUUAAAUUUACUGCCUAAAUUCUGUUAUUCAGCGCCCAGACAUCGUACAAUAGACAAGUGACAGCUUUCUUCCAAAGGAAUAAAAGGAAACCCGUUACAGCAUGGCACAGAAGGAGAAACUGCAGUGUCUGAAGGAUUUCCACAAGGACAUCCUGAAGCCCUCACCAGGGAAGAGCCCAGGCACGCGACCCGAGGAUGAGGCGGAGGGGAAGCACCCCCAGCGCGAGAAGUGGGCCAGCAAGCUUGACUUCGUCCUCUCGGUCGCUGGGGGCUUCGUUGGUUUAGGGAACGUCUGGCGUUUUCCAUACCUCUGCUAUAAGAAUGGCGGAGGUGCAUUUCUUAUACCGUACUUCAUCUUCCUGUUUGGUGGGGGUCUACCUGUGUUCUUCCUGGAGGUGGCGCUCGGCCAGUACACUUCUGAAGGUGGGAUCACCUGUUGGGAAAAGCUCUGCCCCAUUUUCACCGGCAUCGGCUACGCGUCCAUGGUGAUCGUCUCCCUGUUGAACGUUUACUACAUCGUGAUCCUGGCCUGGGGCCUCUACUACCUGCUCCAGUGCUUUCAGCCUGAGCUUCCCUGGGCGAAGUGCAAGCAGCCGUGGAACACGGCCAACUGCGUGGAGGACACCGUUCGCAAGAACAAGACCAUCUGGAUGGCAGCCAAUGCCAGCAACUUCACUUCGCCUGUCACUGAAUUUUGGGAACGCAACGUUCUCAGCAUCUCCAGCGGGAUCGAGGACAUCGGCCCUAUUAAGUGGGACCUCGCUCUCUGUCUCUUGGCCGUCUGGGUCAUCUGCUUCUUCUGCAUCUGGAAGGGGGUCAAGUCCACGGGGAAGGUUGUGUACAUCACAGCAACGUUCCCGUUCAUCAUGCUCAUCGUUCUCCUGAUCCGUGGAGUGACACUCCCAGGUGCGGCCGAAGGGAUCAAAUUCUACCUGUACCCGGACCUGACGCGCUUGAAGGAUCCUGAGGUCUGGAUUGAUGCUGGAACUCAGAUCUUUUUCUCAUACGCCAUCUGUCUUGGAGCGAUGACCUCUUUGGGGAGCUACAACAAAUACAAGUACAACUGCUACAGGGACUGUUUGCUGCUGGGAGGCCUGAACAGCGGUACCAGCUUUGUGUCUGGCUUCGCAAUAUUUUCCGUCCUGGGCUUCAUGGCACAAGAGCAAGGGGUGGACAUUGCUGAUGUGGCAGAGUCAGGUCCCGGAUUGGCCUUCAUCGCCUACCCCAAAGCCGUGACCAUGAUGCCCCUGCCCACCUUCUGGGCUGUCCUCUUCUUCAUAAUGCUUCUGCUUUUGGGUCUCGACAGUCAGUUUGUCGAAGUGGAAGGGCAGAUCACUUCACUGGUUGAUCUGUAUCCAUCCUUCCUAAGGAAGGGUUACCGGCGGGAGGUCUUCAUAUCGGUUGUGUGCUUCUUGAGUUAUCUUCUGGGACUUACCAUGGUUACUAAAGGUGGCAUGUAUGUCUUUCAACUCUUCGACUACUAUGCAGCCAGUGGUGUGUGCCUUCUUUGGGUCGCAUUCUUUGAAUGUAUCGCUGUAGCCUGGGUUUAUGGUGUUGACAACUUCUAUAAUGCAAUUGAAGACAUGAUUGGCUACAGACCAAAUCCCUGGAUGAAAUGGAGCUGGACUGUCAUAACGCCUUUCCUAUGCAUGGGUUGCUUCAUCUUUUCCUUGGUCAAAUAUAAACCAUUGACCUACAACAAGUCCUACGAGUAUCCUGACUGGUCCAUCGGCAUUGGCUGGACCUUGGCCCUCUCCUCCAUGAUCUGUAUCCCCAUGGUGGUGGUCAUCAAGAUCAUUCAGUCUGACGGCCCACUGAUAGAGCGGAUCAAGGCGGUCGCUGCUCCGGUGAGGGGAGGCGCUAGCUCACGGCCAGUGGACCACCAUCCCAAGGUCAGCGAGCUGACACAUCCCCUGGAUCCCAACGGGAACAACGGCUUGAUAAAGCCCACCCACACUAUUGUAGAAACGAUGAUGUGAGCGCUCUCUAUGAGAGGAUCGAAAAUAAUUAGCUUUCCAUGUUAUAUAUUCGCUAACUUUUAAAAUAGUUGUAGGACCAGGUUUACACGUAUCUGCACUAGGUGUUUUCUACAGAGGAAGUUACGUGUUUUUUUUUCUUUGUUUGUACUAUUUUUAAGAUUCAUUAUUAUUGAUAUUAUUACUAUCAUUAUCAUUACUACUGCGGUAGCUAGAGGAGGGUUGACCUGGCACAUGACGAAGGAACUGAAAAUAGGCAUUUCUGUUUUUAAGUCCUUUUUUUGCAGGUAAGGAGUACGUAGUCUGUUUUAAAAACUUUGGGGAGGGAAUCGGGGCCACAUUUGCAAAUGUAAAGAUGCACUGAAUUUUAUGGCGACAUUAUGGCAUUUUGGAGUAUAAGGAAAAUCGGACUCCCCCUCUAGAUUUAAAUUUUAUUUUUAUAUUGUUGUGAGGGUGACAUUCUGUGGUAAGGUUACGGCUGUCAUUGUUGUUGUGUUUUUGGGCAUUAUAUAGAUCUGCAAGGCCCAAAACCAUACUGAGUCUACAGAUAUAUUGAAGACCCAUCGAGUCUGUACAGACUGGCCUGUCGCGGUCCUGGUCUUGGCAGUCCUCUGCAAAUGUUGGUUGUUUGUUAAAUAUGGGUUCUCAUACACCUUGACAGCUUUGCUGCAAUGAAAACAAAAAGGUUUGGUCACCAUACCAUAAGAAGGACAUUGCUGCCUUAGAAAAGGUGCAACGGAGGGCUACGAGAAUGAUUCCUGGUCUUAGAGGAAUGUCUUAUGAGGAGAGGUUAG